GUACCGCGAGUCGUGUAACUAUGGAACGAUAUUUCCCGAUAUUUAUUUUAGUACAGACAUUGGUAUCUCAGCCUUCCCAGUGCCCCCACGGCUGGAUACAAAGGAAUUCCUCUUGUUAUGCCUUUAUCACAGGGGCCCCAGACGGCUCGACUGAGGCAGAGAUUUAUUGCAAUUUUUUACAUUCACGGCUGGUUGAGAUAGAAACAGUUGCAGAGAAUGAAUUUAUUCGGAUUCAUUUGAUGGAUAACCACUUAAAAGGUAACUUCUGGAUUGGUCUUUCUGAUGUUCUUGUUGAGGGUGAGUGGGUCUGGCUAUCUACUCAGUCUCCGGCCACUUACACAGAUUGGGCACCACACGAACCAAACAAUGCCAACUCUAACGAGAAAUGUGGAACCAUAGAUUAUAAUUACCAUUGGAACGAUCUGCGAUGUUCAGAAAAAUCAAAUUUUAUCUGUGAGAAAAUGGUGAACGAGGAGGUUGAUAUUAUUGGCUGAAAGAAAGUAAUUUGAAAUAAUACCAGU
Messenger RNA from Saccostrea cuccullata (small rock oyster), 521 nucleotides. Its product is annotated as perlucin-like. The record is from RefSeq and is a predicted model, not a curated record. The transcript has 5 exons. The coding region runs from base 21 to 494 and encodes 157 amino acids. NCBI's taxonomy places the organism in Eukaryota, Metazoa, Mollusca, Bivalvia, Ostreida, Ostreidae.